AAAAAAUAUAUGAAUUAAUAAAUAUCGAUCAUUUUUUUCUUCACAAACAUCAUAUAAUCGAUUUCAAAAAUGACCCAAAAACUAGGCAUGCUCGAUAACCUUUGGCCAUUUUUUUUUUUACUGUUUGACUUACUCAAUUCGGUCAAACAGUAUAGAUAUAGGAUUGAAUACAAUGAACAAAAAAUCGUGUCCUAUUAUAAGUUGUAAACAUUUUUCAUUGUUUUGAAGUGGUUUUUCCACUCGCUUUGCGAUGCAUUGCCCAAAAUGCUAUUUGAUUUGAGCAUAAUAAGAGAGUUGAACUUGAACGAACAAUUCAGACUUAUGCACAGUUAUGUUAUUUAUACAGUUAAUCACAUGAAUGAGUUGAAAUAUUUUGUUUUGACCAUUUUAUAUGUUUGUUUAAUGUUUAAUGUCCAAAUAUUGUGAUCAAUCAUCAUUAAUUUUAUUUCUGAUUUUUCAGCUUUCAAAUCGAUAUCGUUAUAAUAUUUAUCGGGACAUUAUGAUCAUCACUUAAAGAUCUAUAUUAAUGUGGAUGGAUGGAUAUUCAAUCAAAUCAACAGCAACAACGAUCAUCGGUGGCUACAAGGAAUCCUUGUUCAUUGAGCGAUGCUUUACAUCAUGUGGAUCGAAAUUUGGUUUAUGAUCCAGUAACGAAAAAAUUAUGUCUUAAAAAUUGUAAUGAAAAUCCAUCCAAUGGUACAACCAAAAUACAUACGAAUAGUUGCUCAACAGCGAAAACAUUCUAUCAUGAUGAUCUCAAAGAUAAUGAUGAAAAAUGUGCCAACUAUAUGAUCAAAGAUAAUGUGGAAGAUCAUCAGAGUGAAAUAGAUUCAAUGAUUAAUAUGGCCAAACAUCUUAACCUAUAUGAUGUAAACAUAUAUGGCGAAUAUAAACAUGAUAUCACUAAUGGAACCAAUGUUUGCGUUAAAAGACCACAAAAUCUUCCACCAAAAAGUAAAGAUGAAGAACGAAAACACCGCGAACAAUUUCUAGAGAUAUUACUACAUGCUCAAACAAAAGAUUUACAACGAAAAAAAUUACGAAAAGACUUUGUGAAAAGAAAGGCUCAACAAGAAGAUGAAAUCCAAAAAGCAAUCAAAAUUUGGACUGAAGAAAUAUUGCCUUGUUGGCAUCAAUCACUCAUUACUAAACGUGUACAAAAUCUAUGGUGGAAUGGCAUUCCUUCAUCGAUUCGGCCAAAAGUUUGGAAUCUGGUUAUUGGUAACGAUUUGCACAUAACUGAACAAUUAUUCCAUAUUUGUCUAAGUCGAUCGAGAGAAAAAAUUUGGGUACGGCAAUUUAUUUCAAGAAAAUGUUCCAAUCCUUUAUCACCGAUGACUUCAUGUAAUCAUAAAACACAUAGACGAUCCGCUUCGCAUUCGUCCGAAGUUUCUUCCUGUCCAUCAUCAUCUGAUCAGAGUAUUAUCACCGAUAAAGCCAAAGAUAGCGAUGAUGAUGAUGGUGAAAAUAUUGCCUUUUUAAUCAAAUUGGAUGUUUUACGAACAUUUCCACAAUUGGGUCUUUUUCAGGAAACGGGUCCAUAUCACAAAUCUUUGUGUGACGUUCUAUCUGCUUAUGUUGUUUAUCGGCCAGAUAUUGGAUACUGUCAAGGAAUGUCAUUUUUAGCUGCAAUGUUAUUAUUGAAUUCACAAUCUACAUUCUCAGCGUUUACUUCUUUAGCAAAUCUUCUUAACAAUGAACUUUUAAUGGUAUUCUAUGGUCUCAAUCAAAAUAAGAUGCGUAUCAUCUACUCAUAUUACGAUCGACAAUUUCAUUCGUUAUUACCAGAUUUAGCAAGUCAUUUCGUCAACAUUGGGUUGACAACAGAUUUGUUUUUUAUGUAUCAGGUCUAUACAUUAUUUGCCCGGUCAUUGUCGUUAGAUUGUGUGAGCCGUGUAUGGGACAUAUUUUUGCGAGAUGGUAAUGAAUUCAUAUUUCGAGCUUCCCUAGGAUUAUUGUCCAUGUUCAAGAAUGAACUUAUCAAACUAGAAUUCAUUGAUUCGGCUCGAUUUCUUUCCAAUUUACCCGAAGAUAUGGAUAUGGAAAAAUAUUUCGAAAUUAUUGCCUCAAUCAAAUUGGUGCCACCAAAAUUGUCUACAUUGUUAGCUACCGACGUAAUUAAUCAGACAAUCAUAAUAACUAAUGAUUCAAAUACUGCUAAAUCCCGUUACUCUUUAUUUGUGAACAAAAUUUGGCGAUUUUGAAUAAUUGAUUUUUAUUUUUUACCAUUUAAAAAAAAAAAAUUCAAUUCAU
This is a messenger RNA of Dermatophagoides farinae (American house dust mite), 2253 nucleotides long. Lineage: Eukaryota; Metazoa; Arthropoda; Arachnida; Sarcoptiformes; Pyroglyphidae. The record is from RefSeq and is a predicted model, not a curated record.